Physeter macrocephalus (sperm whale) is the source of this 1531-nucleotide messenger RNA. It is a transcript of the gene UGT3A2, whose product is annotated as UDP glycosyltransferase family 3 member A2. Gene Ontology annotation, cellular component: UDP-N-acetylglucosamine transferase complex. NCBI's taxonomy places the organism in Eukaryota, Metazoa, Chordata, Mammalia, Artiodactyla, Physeteridae. Gene Ontology annotation, molecular function: glucuronosyltransferase activity. The record is from RefSeq and is a predicted model, not a curated record.
AUGGCGGGGCAGCACGUGCUGCUUCUAGUCGGUUUCCUACUGCCUGGCCUCCUGCUCUCAGAGGCUGCCAAAAUCCUAACUCUGUCCCUGGUGGGUGGAAGCCAUUCUCUACUGAUGAAUCGGGUCUCUCAGAUUCUUCAAGAUCAUGGUUGUAAUGUUACCUUGCUUCUCCAGAGAGGAAAUUUAUUGCUACCAGGUUUUAAAGAGGAGGAGAAAUCAUACAAAGUUAUUAACUGGUUUCUACCUGAAGACUAUAACAAAGAAUUUAAGAAGUCUUUUCAUUUCUUUAUGGAAGAAACUUUUGAGGGCAGAAGCACAUUUGAACACAUUUUAGCUAUUUUGGAGCAACUAGGGCUUCAGUGCAGUCAUUUGCUAAGGAGAAAUGAUACUAUGAAUUCUUUAAAGAAUGAGAACUUUGACCUGGUGAUAGUGGAAAUUUUUAACUACUGUCCUUUCUUGGUUGCUGAGAAGCUUGGGAAGCCAUUUGUGUCCAUUCUCCCUUCCUCAUUUGGCAGUGUGGACUUUGGACCACCAAGCCCCCUGUCUUAUGUGCCAGUAUUCUAUUCCUUGUUAACUGACCACAUGGACUAAUGGGGCUGAGUAAAGAAUUUCCUGAUGUUCUUUGAUUUCUCCGUGAAGCAGUGGCAGAUCCACUCUAUGUAUGACAACACCAUCAAGGAGCAUUUCCCGGAAGGCUCUAGGCCAGUUUUGUCUCAUCUUUUAAAGAAAGCAGAGCUGUGGUUUGUUAACUCCGACUUUGCCUUUGAGUUUGCUCUGCCCCCGCUUCCUAACACGGUGUAUGUUGGAGGCUUAAUGGCCAAACCUGUUAAAUCAGUACCACAAGUAAAAUAUGAGAAUUUCAUCACCAAGUUUGGAGACUCUGGUUUUGUCCUUGUGGUUCUGGGCUCCGUGGUGAGCAUAAUUCAGUCCCAGGAGAUUCUCAAGGAGAUGAAAGCUGCCUUUGCUCGUCUCCCUCUAGGGGUGAUAUGGAAGUGUAAGCCUUCUCAUUGGCCCAGAGACAUCAAAUUGGUAGCAAAUGUGAAAAUUGUGGACUGGCUUCCUCAGAAUGACCUCCUGGGGCACCCUCACGUCCACCUUUUUGUCACCCAUGGUGGGAUAAAUAGUGUCAUGGAGGCCAUCCAACAUGGCGUGUCCAUGGUGGAGAUUCCCCUCUUUGGAGACCAGCAAAACCUGCUCUGAGUAGAAGCCAAAAAUUUUGGUGUCUCCAUCCAGUUAAAGCAGAUCAAAGCUGAGACACUGGCUCUGAACAUGAAGCAAGUCAUAGAGGACAAGAGGUGUGCAGCUCUCUGGGCUUGUGGUUGCUUACACUGAAUGAAGAUGUAAACCACAACAGGCACCGUGUGGGUCUUUUUUGCAACAAAACUGAAAUUUCCAGGACGUGAAAUAAUAUGUGUGUGACGCUAACAGCUGACUUAUUUCCUAUGAGAGGAAGACUAGAGCAGUUUAGGUUAGAUGCCGAGAAUGAUUUUAUACCUUCUAGCUGUGAGGAACCCGAACUGCUGACACAAGG